CUGUUUUGCUUUCAGUGCAGUUUCAUAACAAAUCGCUCCGUAUCGUGCACUGCCUUUACUGUUUCUAGUGAAAUUCUGUGUAGUUUUGUUCCUUAUUCACAGCAAAAAUGGCCCUGUUUUACGUUGUGGACUACACCGAUUCCAUAGACCAGUACCGGCUUGGCCAAACCCGCGUCAAAAAGCGCCACAAAACUGAACUGGACAAAGACACAGGAGUUCGAGUUGUACACACGGAUUCGAUAGAUUUGAACCACUUUCUGGCGGAUCUCGAAUGCUUCCCGCGGUACCGUUUGAGAAUUGCCAAUGCGUUGCUGGAUUUCUGUCCGGAACGCCAGAAGCUUGCAGUUAAGCUGCAUCCCCCUAGCAGGGAACCGAUCGAUUACGAGUGGGGUGAACGCGCGAACCGUAUACUUUGGGAGCGGAUAGAGCUGGACGAGAUGAUGUCGUGGCUUUCAACCCUCGGAGGGGCCUUCUCCGCGCUGGGAGAUUACAAGCUGGCUUGCGCGGACGUCGCCGGCAAGAUCUCCCUGCAGCAGAUGAGGUUCGCACUGCGGCUGGGCGAACCCUCGCUGAUUGCGCGCUGCCGUCUGUACAUGGCCAUUUCGCUCAUCCAAAAGUACCAGUUCGGGGCGGCGAAACGCAUCGUGCAGCAGAUUUACCGCGCCGAGAAGCGCCAGUACGAGCCGGACACGCGCCUGCUCAAAAUGUGCCUCGGAAUUUGGUCCAAGCUGCGCUACGAGUACGAGCUGUACCAGAAGCGGCUGAACCGACCCAAGCAGUAGAAGUGGAGGAAGCUAAGAUGGUGGCGGUUGAACCGUUUGCUGUGGAUUUAUCACUUUUUUUUGGAUAAGGAAAACUUUAGUCAUUAUUAUUGUAAAAGGAAAUUUCGUUGUAAAUGAAAAGCACUUUUUUCACAAUUUCA
This is a messenger RNA of Culex quinquefasciatus (southern house mosquito), 922 nucleotides long. RefSeq lists its product as uncharacterized. The transcript has 3 exons. NCBI's taxonomy places the organism in Eukaryota, Metazoa, Arthropoda, Insecta, Diptera, Culicidae. Bases 108 to 782 code for a protein of 224 amino acids. The record is from RefSeq and is a predicted model, not a curated record.